AAAAUCCGCAUUGCUGCCGUUCUCAAACGCUGUCAACAUGGCGUUGGCCCUCGGUCGCCUGGCCUGGCUGUCGGCCCUCAGAAACGCCCGCUCCUCCCUGCUGACCCCCUCCAGCGGGCCGGGGAGGACCGUGACACCGUGCCGGACAGCUGUGUGCACCUCGUCCGGUGCCAUUCCGCCCAAACCCAAGAAGACCCCCUUCGGCCUAAUCCGGAUCGCUCUGGUCCUGGUGCCCUUCUUGUAUGUCGGGACUCUGAUCAGCAAGAACUUUGCGGCGCUGCUGGAGGAGCACGACAUCUUCGUCCCCGAGGACGAUGACGACGACGACUGAGGGGUCUGUAGGCUUCCUGGUUAUCAGGUCAUCUUGUUUUGUCACUACCACUGGGACGAGCCUUAUGAGCACAUAAAUGUCUCCAUGGUGUUCCCCCUGCUGUGUGUUUCGCCUCUGCCUGAACUGGAUCCAGGGGUUUCGCUGUUAUCGAUAAUGAGAUAUGGGUGUCUCAGGCCGAUCAUAUCAUAUACUCUUAUUUGCAUGCACUACUGAAGUCUUAAUAAAGAGAAUAAUAACUGUAAACUGCAGCACGUUAUGUGCAAGUUGGUGGCGUGUUGUGCACUCAAAACAGACAUCACACAUCAGUCAUACAAAGUGCAAUGUUGUUUCUAUUUUCCCCAUAUAUAUAUAUUUGUAUUAUUCUAACACUAUGAAGAGAAUAUCAGCCCAGUUAAGGACACAAACUGUCCCAACGCUACUUUUUUCCCCUCUCUCCCUGUUAUAUUUCUGGCCUUUUAGUCUCAUACACACCGGCACCUUCCUUGAGAUUCCCAGGCAGAGGUUUGUAGUCAGGGCCCCGAGGCUCUGGAACAGCCUGCCCAAGGAAAACAGGUCGACUGAGUCAGUGAACUCUUUGAAGUCCCUUCUUAAAAAAUUAUUUUACAGGAGAGCCUUUCCAGAUCUUAUUUACUCUAUUUUAUAUUUACUUUAAACGUGUAUUGUAGUCUCUUAAGUGUUUUCUUGCAUUGAUCAUGUAUUUGUUUUUGUGUUUUAUUGUCUUUACACUUGUUAAAGCACUUUGUAACUUGUUGUUGAAAAGUGCUCUACAAUUUUAUUAUUUACUUAAAAGAACCACUAAUCAAAGAAUAAUCUUAAUAGGAAACUGAAUUACAACACACAUACACUUGCGUGCCUGCCUUCAGUACAGGAUUUCCAAGUUCGUAAUACACCCACACCAGUAUUUCUUCAACAUCAUCAUAAAGGGACAUUUCACUCAAACCUCAAUAAAUUGCAUUCUUCUUCUUAA
This is a messenger RNA of Micropterus salmoides (largemouth bass), 1298 nucleotides long. RefSeq names its product essential MCU regulator, mitochondrial-like. Gene Ontology annotation, cellular component: uniplex complex; mitochondrial inner membrane. Bases 38 to 331 code for a protein of 97 amino acids. The transcript is spliced from 3 exons. The record is from RefSeq and is a predicted model, not a curated record. Lineage: Eukaryota; Metazoa; Chordata; Actinopteri; Centrarchiformes; Centrarchidae. Gene Ontology annotation, biological process: calcium import into the mitochondrion; mitochondrial calcium ion homeostasis.